UCCAGGCCCCGCGACUAGCUACUUCCCUCAGGCCCUCGUCGCUCGAUCUCGUCACCGUUAUGUGGGAAGCGAAUCCAGAGAUGUUUCACAAAGCAGAAGAAUUCCUAUCCAAAACAACAGAGAGUGAAGUGGAUGACAUGGACACAUCAGACACCCAGUGGGGCUGGUUCUACUUGGCAGAAUGCGGGAAGUGGCACAUGUUUCAGCCGGAUACCAACAUUCAGUGUUCAGUUAGCAGUGAAGAUAUCGAAAAAAGCUUCAAAACAAACCCUUGUGGCUCCAUUUCUUUUACUACUUCCAAAUUCAGCUACAAGAUAGACUUUGCAGAUUUAACUGAAGUUCAAGAGGCUCUGGAACUCAACUUUAACCUUUCUGGAACACCAAGUUAUAUCUGUGAAAACGAGGCUAUCCCUAUGCCGCCACACUGGGAGAACGUGAAUCCUGAAGUACCUUAUCAGCUCAUUCCUCUGCACAGUCAAACACAUGAAUAUAAUGAAGUUGCUAGUCUCUUUGGUAAAACAAUGGAUCGCAACCGAAUUAAAAGAAUUCAGAGAAUUCAGAACCUAGACUUGUGGGAGUUCUUCUGCAGGAAAAAGGCUCAACUCAAGAAAAAAAGAGGUGUGCCUCAGAUUAAUGAACAAAUGCUAUUUCAUGGUACCAGCAAUGAAUUUGUGGACGCAAUUUGCAUUCAUAACUUUGAUUGGAGAAUAAAUGGUAUACAUGGUGCUGUCUUUGGAAAAGGAACCUAUUUUGCUAGAGAUGCCGCUUACUCCAGUCGCUUCUGCAAAGAUGACAUAAAGCAUGGAAACACAUUCCAAAUUCAUGGUGUCAGCUUGCAACAGCGGCAUCUAUGUAGAACAUAUAAAUCUAUGUUUCUUGCUCGAGUGCUAAUUGGAGAUUACAUAAACGGAGACUCCAAAUACAUGCGACCUCCUUCCAAAGACGGGAGCUAUGUGAAUUUGUAUGACAGCUGUGUGGAUGAUACCUGGAAUCCAAAGAUCUUUGUGGUGUUUGAUGCCAACCAAAUCUACCCUGAGUACUUGAUAGACUUUCAUUGAUUUUCCUUCCAAAUCUCAGUGGUCAAGGAAGUUUUAUUCUUUUUUGCAGGAAGAUUUGCUCUCCCAUCAUCUAGCUACUGUGUUAAUUAUCUGAUACUUUGAAACAUAAGAAAGAAAAAAUGGCCUCCAUAUAAAAAGACAUACUGAUUU
Molecule: messenger RNA, 1208 nt
Organism: Propithecus coquereli (Coquerel's sifaka)
Lineage: Eukaryota; Metazoa; Chordata; Mammalia; Primates; Indriidae
Gene: PARP11
Product: poly (ADP-ribose) polymerase family, member 11
Exons: 8
Coding region: 60-1058 (332 amino acids)
Molecular function (GO): NAD+ poly-ADP-ribosyltransferase activity
Source: RefSeq, a predicted model, not a curated record